Humulus lupulus (European hop) is the source of this 768-nucleotide messenger RNA. RefSeq lists its product as uncharacterized. NCBI's taxonomy places the organism in Eukaryota, Viridiplantae, Streptophyta, Magnoliopsida, Rosales, Cannabaceae. The coding region runs from base 1 to 768 and encodes 255 amino acids. The record is from RefSeq and is a predicted model, not a curated record. The transcript has 2 exons.
AUGAAGAUUGAUUUAAGCAAAGCCUAUGACUCCAUAGAUUGGGAUUUCUUGAAGAACUUGUUGAAAGCUUUAAGAUUUCCUGGUCGCUUUAUAAGAUGGAUCAUGAUCUGUUUGAGAGGUUCCUCUUAUUGUCUAAUGUUGAAUGGUCGUCUUCAUGGUAGCUUUCAAGGUGGUAAAGGUCUUCGCCAAGCUAAUACCAACUCUAUUCAGUUUAUUCAGCAGACUUUAGAUGAGUUUUCCUCUACUUCAGGGCUGUUUAUCAAUAAAAAUAAAUCUAGAAUUUAUUUUGGUGGUGUUUCGGUCCCUGAUAAAGUUGUUCUGCUGAACCUUUCCCAGCUGGUUGAAGGGGAGUUUCCUUUUACUUAUCUUGGUCUGCCUUUGAGACCAACAAAAUGGAAGGCAAUGGAUUGUGAUUUAGUCCUUAAGAAAAUCAGACAGAGAUUGUUUUUUUGGGCUAGUAGGAACCUCUCCGAUGCAGGGCGUGUCCAGCUGAUUCAAAUUGUACUGUUGGGUAUUAGGAACUACUGGAUGAGUACUUUCCUCUUACCUCAGAGUAUCCUAAAAGAGAUUGACCACCUUUGUAGAAUUUUUUUAUGGGGAGGAAAAGGAACAAGGAGCAAGUUUCAUCUUACUUCUUGGGAACAAGUUUAUUGCCCAAAAAUUCAUGGUGAUUUAGGUUUCAAGGAGGGGCCUCUGUGGAAUAGAGUGCUGCUUGCUAAAUUCAUUUGGGCUAUCUCCACUAAACAGGACUUGCUUUGGGUUAAGUAG